Molecule: messenger RNA, 1680 nt
Organism: Debaryomyces hansenii CBS767
Lineage: Eukaryota; Fungi; Ascomycota; Pichiomycetes; Serinales; Debaryomycetaceae
Product: DEHA2F20944p
Exons: 1
Coding region: 1-1680 (559 amino acids)
Biological process (GO): amino acid transmembrane transport
Cellular component (GO): membrane
Molecular function (GO): amino acid transmembrane transporter activity
Source: RefSeq, a predicted model, not a curated record
AUGAGUGAUUUAGAAAAAUAUGCAGAAUCGAGUAGUAACUCGUACAGGGGAGUUAACUCAAGUUCUGAUCCUACCAAGGAGAAGGACGUCCAAUAUGUGACGGAGUCGGACAAUAACGAGUUCUUUGAGCUGGAACAAUUCGAGGUGAAGCGUCAAUUGAAGGCUAGACACAUUUCUAUGAUUGCAUUGGGUGGUACGAUAGGUACAGGGCUUUUUAUCAGUACAGGAGGUAUUUUGAGUGAUGCUGGGCCGGUGAAUUCGUUGAUUUCGUUUUUGUUCAUGACCAGUUUGGCAUUCUCGGUGACUCAAUCGUUGGGAGAAAUGGCUACGUACAUUCCACUUUCGGGGUCGUUUAACCAGUUUGCGACUAGAUGGUGUUCGCCUGCGUUGGGGGCUGCCAAUGGGUAUUCGUACUGGUUCUCAUGGGCCAUUACUUUUGCAUUAGAAAUAUCUGUUACGGGGCAAAUUAUCCAGUACUGGACUGAUGCUGUUCCUAUAGCGGCGUGGAUUACAAUUUUCUUGGUCAUUAUUACCUUGACAAACUUAUUCCCAGUUAAAUACUAUGGGGAAAUUGAAUUCUGGGUGGCAUCGUUGAAGAUCAUUGCUGUUGUUGGUUGGUUAAUUUAUGCCUUGGUCAUGGUAUGUGGUGGUGGUCUGAGAGGUCCUGUUGGUUUCAGAUACUGGCGUAACCCCGGUCCUUGGGGUCCUGGUAUUUUGGUUGAAAAUGUGAAUACCGGUAGAUUCUUGGGUUGGUUAUCUUCUUUAAUCAGUGCUGCAUUCACUUUCCAAGGUUGUGAAUUAGUUGGUUUAUCAUGUGGUGAAUCCAAAAACCCAAGAAAGACUGUGCCCGCUGCGAUUAGAAAAGUGUUGUACAGAAUUCUUAUUUUCUAUGUUCUCGCAAUCUUUUUCAUUGGGUUGUUAGUGCCAUAUGAUUAUGACGCCGCUAAUGAUUCAUAUGUCGGUUCGUCACCAUUUCUCGUUGCAAUGGAACUCUCAGGUACCAAAAUUUUGCCUGAUAUUUUUAAUGCUGUUAUUUUAAUUACUAUUAUAUCCGCAGCUAAUUCAAAUGUCUAUUGUGGUUCCCGUGUUUUAUAUUCUAUGGCACAAGCUAAAGUUGGGCCAAAGUUUCUUGGUUUAACUACUAAACAUGGUGUUCCUUACGUGGCUGUAGGUAUUACUGCAGCCUUUGGUUGUCUUGCAUACUUGGUUUUAAGUUCUGGGGGCCAAACUGUCUUUGAUUGGUUAUUGAAUAUUACAGCCGUGGCUGGAUUGAUUGCAUGGGGUUGGAUCUCUUUCACUCACAUAAGAUUUAUGAAUAUCUUAAAAGCAAGAAAUAUUUCAAGAGACUCUUUGCCAUUUAAGGCAAUAUUCAUGCCAUAUAGUGCUUAUUAUGCCACUACUACAAUUUUUAUCUUGGUGUUCAUCCAAGGAUUCCAAGCUUUCUUUGAUAUUGAUGCUGCGAAGUUUUUCACGGCGUACAUUUCUAACAUCUUCUUCCUCGCCUUAUGGAUUGGAUUCCACUUUUACUUCAACGGUAAAAAUUCGUUUUCAUUAAAGACUUUAUUAGUGCCUAUUGAAGAAUGUGAUAUUGAUACGGGUGUCAGAGAAAUUGAUGAUUUGAUUUGGGAAGACGACGAGCCAAAGAACUUGUGGGAGAAGUUCUGGAAUAUUGUUUCAUGA